AUGGACGACUUGGGCGGAGGUCCUAGGCGCGGGGCUCCCUGGAAGAGGAUGUCUAAAGAGGAGCUGGAUAAUCAGUACUCCCCCAGCAGAUGGGUCGUCCGACUGGGAGCAGAGGAGGCCUUGAGGACCUACUCACAGAUAGGAAACGAGGCUACUAAGAGGGCCCAGGCCACCGGGAGGAACCUGCUCAAUGUCCCCUAUGGAGACGGCGAAGGGGAGAAACUGGACAUCUACUUUCCUGAGGCAGUGUCUGAAGCCUUGCCGUUCCUCGUGUUUUUUCAUGGAGGAUACUGGCAGAGUGGAAGUAAAGACUCGUCAGCCUUCAUGGUCAGCCCACUGACAGCACAGGGAGUGGCUGUGGUGAUAGUGGCUUAUGACAUUGCCCCCAAAGGCACCCUGGACCAGAUGGUAGACCAGGUGACCCAGAGCAUCGUGUUUGUCCAGAAACAGUAUCCAGGCAACCAGGGAAUUUACCUGUGCGGACACUCAGCUGGGGCCCACCUCGCCGCCAUGAUGCUCCUGGCCAACUGGACCAAGCAUGGAGUCACGCCCAACCUCAAAGGCUUCUUCCUGGUGAGUGGGAUCUAUGACCUGGAGCCUGUCAUGCACACCUCUGAGAACGCCUCUCUCCUCACAACCCUGGAGGAUGCUCAAAGGAACAGCCCACAGUGGCACCUGAAGACAGCCCCGACACAGCCUGUGGAUCCAGCCUGCCGCAUCCUGGUGACUGUGGGCCAACACGACAGCCCCGAAUUCCACCGACAGUCCAGGGAACUUUAUCAGACUCUGCGCCGAGGAGGGUGGAAAGCCUCCUUUGAAGAGCUCCAUGAUGUGGAUCACUUUGAAAUUCUUUGGAACCUAACCCAGAAGGACUACGUGCUCACCCAGAUUAUUUUGAAAACAAUCUUCCAGGAGUCCUGAUGACACCUGAACCCCCGCCGCCAGCAUGCACCCCGACUUGUGAAACUUCUCCCAAGAGCCCGACUGCUUCCCAUUCUUGCCGGCCUCAGUUUUCCCUGUGCCCAGCAGCGCCUCUGUUUGUCCACCCA
Lipotes vexillifer (Yangtze River dolphin) is the source of this 1049-nucleotide messenger RNA. RefSeq names its product arylformamidase (gene AFMID). Lineage: Eukaryota; Metazoa; Chordata; Mammalia; Artiodactyla; Lipotidae. The transcript has 11 exons. The coding region runs from base 1 to 921 and encodes 306 amino acids. The record is from RefSeq and is a predicted model, not a curated record. Gene Ontology annotation, molecular function: arylformamidase activity.